Acaromyces ingoldii is the source of this 3951-nucleotide messenger RNA. RefSeq lists its product as hypothetical. Bases 464 to 3832 code for a protein of 1122 amino acids. The record is from RefSeq and is a predicted model, not a curated record. The transcript is spliced from 4 exons. NCBI's taxonomy places the organism in Eukaryota, Fungi, Basidiomycota, Exobasidiomycetes, Exobasidiales, Cryptobasidiaceae.
CAGCCCAGCAAGCCAAGUGGCGACAUGUCCUCUUCUUCAACCAUCAUAAGUCCACCUAAGGAGGCGUGGUCCUGCGCACGGGAGGCGUCGAGCGGAUGCGACAAGACCUUGCCACCCACACACGAUCAUGUACAAGAAUACAAUAGGAAGAGAAAGAAGAGGGGCAAGAAAAGCUGGAGGGGCAGGAGGAGCGAAACAGACAAUAUACCUGUCAAUGGACCUUGUCAACCGCUGACCACUUCGUCCGCGGUGAACAAUGCCAGCUUUAGACAAGUAGCUAGCCCUCGUCUCGACGACGGAGGUCGUAGCCCUACCGACGUAUCCGCGCAUUCGUGGUUGAAAUGUAGCGAAGGUGCGUGCGGAGCCGUCGGUCUGUUUGAGGUGGACUGUCGCAGGCUGACAAUGCUCUACGUGAUCAGUGACUUACUCGGCGAAGAGCCGUCGCACGUCGCCCAAGAACAACAUGCAAGAUGAUGUGCCUUCCCACGGUUUCCAAUUGCCUAGGAUUCAGCAUGUCAAGAGACCCCCCUCCAGCACUUGUAGAUCGCACGACGAGACCGAGGCCAGCUUUCACACCGCUUCGUCAGCUGACUCACCCCUUUUCUCACUCAUUGGGCCACUUUCUCAAAACCCCGACGACAGCAACACCAAGUCGAUGCCCCAGACCCGGAAUCUGCCAUGCACUCGCUUUCCGCUCGGUCACACUUCCGCACACACCGCCUCGUCCUCUUCGGUGGCUACAGCACCUGACGAACCCGUCUCCCAGAUUGAUGGUACGGUGGACUUAGAGACGCCGCCUCAGUCCAUUGAGCCCGCGCGAGACUUCCAUGAGUGUCGUUCGUCUCCUCCUGCGAACCUCGGCAAGGUAAGGAAGAAAGAUAAUGCCGUCGACACGAAAAGUCAGGGGCGGAUCAAUGUCGAAACGUUGCCGCUUUAUCAUUCGAUUCCGAGCUCACAACGAAAGGUGGGAUGUGGGAAAGGGGUCACUGUCGGGGAGAACGACAUCUCUACGCUCAAUACGGAAGCCACUGUCAGGCACGCCUUCAUGCCAGGGAGGGCUCUUGAUCUCUGCGUCAAAGCAAAUGCCUCAAUCUCACAUGGGUCGGCUUCCAAAGGCGCUACCACAGAGGAGAGCACAAUGCAAAGCUACGCCAGUAUUGCAAUCUCGCGCCAGCAACGGAGCCGAUCUUCCCUGCUCCCAACGGCAAGAAAGACGAAAGUCGACAGCCAAGCUGAGCAGCGCGAACGGCUUCGCCGCACCAUCGAAUGGCGAGUGGCGAGUGCAUCGGCAAUGGCACCAAAAACUGGCAUCGCCGCGGAGAGCUCGCCUCUCUCUUUAUAUGAAAGAAGGUGGAUCAAGGUCAAUGGAGAUGAAGCUUUAUCCUCGUAUUCGGCUCUGCGCAUCGACAUACCAACAUUGGCGAGCUACAGGUACGAUCCCGUCGCUCGUUCUUCCAAUGAGGUGAAUGAGGCGGAAGCCAAGGAAAAGAUCAAAGGAACAGCGGACACUUCGGACAGCAUCGCUCGAGGCUAUCCCUUACUCAGUCAGGAUAUAACGGCACGACGGCUUUGCUGGCUUGGCGAAACAGCUCGUACGAUCAAUAAGAUUGGAGACACCCAUCUCACCAACUCCCAGUCACAGAAGAAUGAGCGGCGAUUGCACAGCCUUGCCUGGUUGGACCUGGAGGCAAGAAAAUUGGGCGAGACGAGACAUGCAUGGUGGUCUCCUACCCAUCGGAACAAGUUGCAAUGUUGUCCGACUCCGCCCAUUCCUUCCUCCGCUCAGCAGCAGAAGCGAAUUGAAGCAAUGACCCGGAUCAGAGGAUCAGGGCGCAUGCGAAGGCGUGACUCGACAGCGACGUCAAAUUUCGCUUUCCAGUUUCAAGGCGAGCAGAUGUCAAGCGGAAAGUGCAAGCAAAUACAGCGUAGAGAUCCCAAGAAUUCCCAGAAGGACUUCCAACGACUGCCGUCUUCUCUUUCGCAUGCGAAAGCAAUCGACGCGCAACUGGUCUCCGUAUCCCUCAAGGGCACCGACCACGAUGCUUCCGUACCCUUGCACCCGUCAGAUUUGGGCGAAGCUUCACCAUCUGACGGCCUAGAGUCAGACCGCACCAUAUACGAGCUUGCAGGAAGAGGCUUUUCUCGAGACACUGAUCUGGCAAAGGAAUUACAAGAAGCUACAGAAAAUGGUUUCCGCAUCUUUUCGAGACCAGAGAUCAAAACGCAAGCUGAUCAGUCGUUUAUGCUUGGAUUGAACUCCCUUUGCGAUCUCGAAAAAGAAGCAAUCUUGGAGUUCCUCUCUCUUUCGACAUUUUCCUGGGACAAUCUACAGGAGUCAUCGCCGUCUGUUCAGGCCGAAUACACCACUCAGUCACAGUUCGAGGGCAGAAAAGCUCGUGGAGGCGGCUUGGUUGCCGAACCGCGGGCAGACGGCCUCUCGAGAGAAGAACUCAAUGAGAUUGAAGAGGCACUUCUCGAUGAGCAAAGACGUCUUCAUAGGGGGCUCGGACCACACCAAGUUCGAAGAGGCUUCAAGUCGACGCGUGCUCACCACGCUACAUUUGAUACUGUGCCAUGCAGUCAGAGACCGUCUAUAAAGAUCCCCUCGAUUUCCAUGGUGCACUCUCGUUCUUUUCGACAAAACGGGAUCCAAGCCUUGCCUCAUCCGUCUUUAGCCCCCACAACUUCGGUGAUAGCCCCUCUUCCCAUCGGAGCACAUCCAGACGCCAACGUCAUGAUGCACCAGCAGACGCAACAUCAAGCGCUACUGGCAGCCCAAAGUGGACCAGGACACAGCGAAGAAAAUAUGCGCGUAACGUCUGACUUCGGCUAUCCGUCUUUGCUAAAAGAGCCAAUCAGCCAGCCAUUUCAGGAUGGAAGACAAGGUGAUACUAGCCAUGGUCGAAGUCUGGACGACGCUGCCCUUAGAGGGACAGGGCCGCGCCAGGAUCGCUUCUCAGGAGUCAUAAACCAACUAUUCCGUGACCCGACCGCCAAAUUUGGACAUUUGACACCAGUCGCAACAGGGUGCAAACACCCCCCAAGCUCACCUUUACCGAGGUCUAUGAGGCAAUUGCAGCACCAUGGCCUUGAAGGUCUGUUCUCACCUUCCCAAGAGGAGCUCUGGUCAGCGUCGAUCGCAAGAGUUCAUCAGCAUCUCCGGCAGCACCGCUUACAAUCCGAUUCGGUUGUCUCAAACUCUGCGUAUGACAGAACCUUGGCGGAAGGCCAGUGGUCGAGCGGCCUGGUACAAGCUCGGACUGUGGCAAAGCGUGGUGCUCCUGGUCAUAAGUCUACAUCCGCUCAACGUCAAUUGCCCUCACCGAACACGACCUUAGUGAAAAGAUGUGAAACUUGGCCAGAACUUGAUCCAUCAGCUCACCUGCUGAAUUUGUCGCAGAUCGACAUUUCCUGCUCUUUCGUUCAGCAGAUGGACAUCACAAGGUUAGAAGCAGCCCUCAUUGCCGAAUUUGCUGGCCACGGAGCUCAACAAGUUCGUCAAUCACCGUCCUGCAUCGAAUUGGGGCUUGAGCUUCAUCCGCAAGAAGCUCACGGCUCACCCACGACCAAUUUGCAACGAUCUGUCGACAGACCUUGUCCUUUGUUCUCAAAUGGAACUUCUCCGGUGGCGUCAGAGGCUAAAUCUACCGCCAGUCGCGCUGAGACUUGUUCAAACGUGGCAGGCUUGGAACAGAAUUCAUAUCAGCAGCAACCUCUGCAGAGCACAGGGGACGGAGAUCGCAAGAGUCAUCCGAUCAAGUCCCACAAUGUGUUGCGUGAGGAUCGCAGGGCUGGCUCACUCAGAAAUGCCUCCCCAAGAAGCUCUUCGUGACGGGUGUCUCCUUUCCGUGCGCUUCACCGCAUAAUACCCCACCGUGCCGCAAUGCACCAUCCUUCCUUUCGUUCGCACACCGUCCUCGACAUACUUCAAAACAGUGUCCUCGCUCACCA